This is a messenger RNA of Austrofundulus limnaeus, 330 nucleotides long. Its product is annotated as extensin. NCBI's taxonomy places the organism in Eukaryota, Metazoa, Chordata, Actinopteri, Cyprinodontiformes, Rivulidae. The record is from RefSeq and is a predicted model, not a curated record.
AGAACCGCAGACCACCAGCGCACCAGAGGCCCCCAGCCCAGAGCCGGACACCAGGGCACACACCGGCCCAGGGCCCGGCAACCCGCCCGCCAGAGCCCAAGACCCCGCCCCACCAGAGCCACAGCCCAGGGGCGGCACGCCCCCAGAGCCCCAAGCCCCCCACGCCCACCCUGGACCCGCCCCAGCACGGCCAGGCAACCGGACCAGCGACCCAUGACCGCCGCUACAAACUACCCGAGGGCCCACAUGCAGCCACCAGAAGACCUCCCCCAGAACCACCAAGGCCCUCCCCAGAGCGAGAGCAGCGUCACCCCCGCUCCGGAACCCCCA